Messenger RNA from Schistocerca gregaria, 2082 nucleotides. It is a transcript of the gene UbcE2M, whose product is annotated as NEDD8-conjugating enzyme Ubc12. The record is from RefSeq and is a predicted model, not a curated record. Bases 842 to 1390 code for a protein of 182 amino acids. NCBI's taxonomy places the organism in Eukaryota, Metazoa, Arthropoda, Insecta, Orthoptera, Acrididae. The transcript is spliced from 4 exons.
AGUUAAUGAUUGUUGGUAUGAUUGUCUCCAUCACGCUCGGUCAAAAUUGAACUUGGAUCACAUUCUCAUCCAAUUUCGUGGAUGCAUAAUAUAAUAACAUAAACGCAUAUCUCGUUUUGUUGUAUCACAGGGCCUCAAAACAUUAUCUCAGUCAGUGCUGAGGUUUGUUUUUAUUCAUCGGCCCUCCGCUCAGCUUUACGCGACCCACCAUAUCUACCUAAGUCAUACUUUUAUUUUAAUCUUCUUACAUUCCUUUUUUAUGAAUCCACACAGGCGAUUCGUUUACAAAUUCGCCGUUGAUUUCCUUAAAGGACCCAGCACUUAAUGUUUCUGUAAAAUAACUUUUAUGUGUUGACAGUACUGCGAAUUUAAUGCGUCGCAAUGAUUUGCUGUAUCCCUUCCUUUUUACUUAAUCGUGUGGCAUGAGUUGCUAUGUUUCACCAGUGCCUCGUUAACUUACGAAAAUAAUUUUUUUGAGCCGUUAAAUGUUGCGUUUAUAUUUUAGAUCAGGGACAGCGAAUAUCUAUUCGCUGAUUGUGAAUUUCACUAGCAGAAUCCAGUGAUAGAACUCGGCCGCGGUUGGAAUCCCCUUUUUACAUUAUCGCUGCUGUAGUAUGACGUUCCCUCUUAACUUACUUGCAGUUAUAAUGAAUAUCGCUGAUCCCAACAGCGACCAUACGGGCCUAUACUCGAUAUAGUUUUUGUUUUUCGACAAGAACAUGUUGAGCAAGUGAAUAAAUCCUUGUCAGAAAUUAUAGUAUUUGAAUGACAGUGUUUUUGAGGAUUUUCGUGUGAAUGCUGUGAAAUUACGAAAAAUUUAUACCACCUUUCCGAAGUGACAAUGAUUAAGUUGUUUUCUUUGAAACAGCAGAAAAAGGACGGAGAAGCAGCCCCCAAAUCAGGGACUCAAAAGAAAGCUUCCGCCGCGCAAUUAAGAAUAACUAAAGAUAUAAAUGAACUUAAUCUUCCAAAAACCUGCAAUACCGAGUUCCCAGAUCCGGAUGACUUACUCACGUUCAAGCUUAUUAUAUGCCCCGAUGAGGGCUUCUAUCGGGGAGGAAAAUUUGUAUUUAGCUUUAAAGUAGGUCCUAACUAUCCUCAUGAGCCACCUAAAGUGAAGUGUGAAACUCCAGUAUAUCAUCCGAACAUUGACUUGGAAGGGAAUGUUUGCCUUAACAUUUUACGAGAAGAUUGGAAGCCAGUGUUAACUAUUAAUUCUAUUGUUUAUGGACUACAGUAUUUGUUUUUAGAGCCUAAUCCAGAAGACCCACUUAACAAAGAGGCUGCUGAAAUGCUGCAGAACAACAGACGUAUUUUUGAACAGAAUGUGCAGAAAGCAAUGAGAGGUGGUUAUGUUGGUUCUGUAUACUUUGAAAGGUGUUUGAAAUGAAAAACUGUGAAUGGAACACACAACCUUUUUUUUCUGAAGAAAGAUGUGACCUAUGGUCUAGCAACAUGGGUUUGAUUAAAGUAUUAUUUAAGCCAGCACAUUAUAAUGCUUCGGCCAGACAGGUCACUUGCUUGAGAAAGUUUUUAUUUAAACCAGCUUUCAGUACGAACUCUGAAGUUUUUCCAUUUGUUAAAUAACCUUAUUCAUUGACAGGAACAAGUCCAAAUUUUUGAAAGUGAGGUGUAAUAUGUGUGUGUGUGUGUGUGUGUGUGUGUGUGUGUGUGUGUGUGUGUGUGUUCCAUAAAUCUGUUCUGUGAAUUAUUUUGUCCACACAAUUUUUUAAAAAUGUUUUUGUUUUUGCCAUUUAAAAGAUUAAUUUUUAACCCACAUUUAAAAUGCAUUGAAAUGGAAUUUUGCUUUAUUACAGUCAUUGUUGUAACAUUUUGCCAAAUAGAACAAAUGUAAGCUUGAACUCAUUUCAAUAAAGUAUGUCUCAAAGUGUAAAUUAAACAGUUGGUAACUGUUCUUGAACAUUAGUUGAUUUACACAGUAAAUUCCUUUCUAAAUAAUAGGCUGACAGUGAGGAAUUGCAAAAUAUAUUUGAUACCAUUGAUCAGAUUGUGUUGCAUCAAUUUGUGUUAGUGUGGGAAAAAAAAAUCACCUUCUGCAAAUAAAUGGAUCGUACAAACUCA